Lindgomyces ingoldianus is the source of this 1711-nucleotide messenger RNA. RefSeq names its product amino acid transporter-like protein. Lineage: Eukaryota; Fungi; Ascomycota; Dothideomycetes; Pleosporales; Lindgomycetaceae. Bases 137 to 1711 code for a protein of 524 amino acids. The transcript has 5 exons. Gene Ontology annotation, molecular function: transmembrane transporter activity. Gene Ontology annotation, cellular component: membrane. Gene Ontology annotation, biological process: transmembrane transport. The record is from RefSeq and is a predicted model, not a curated record.
CACGCUCUCUACCACUCUACUUCGGUAGCUGUGUAACCGUUGCAUCGCGGCGAUCUAGGAGCGGCCUCCCUCACCUCGUUUUUUCACUGUGCAAACAACUUCACUCUUUCCUUUGGUAAUUACUGGCAUCACUACUAUGAGCACCUACGAGAUGGAUGACAAGAAUGGCCAUGUCUCUCAUUCCCGCUCAGGCGCUGUCAAUGAAGAACUGGGUCCAGAAAGCAAUGCGACCUCUGACGAGGCCGUGUUGGCGAGGUUUGGCAAGCGUCAACAGCUGCGGAGAGGAUUCAGGGCGAUGUCAGCCGUUGGGUUAACAUGCGGCAUUAUGUUGACAUGGGAGGUCCUCAUCAUGACGCUUCAAUUUGGUCUGGAGAACGGCGGACCAGCCGGCUUGGUCUAUGGCUACAUCAUCGCUUGGAUCGGCGCUGGCCUACAGGCGCUUGUCAUGGCCGAAAUGGCCUCCAUGAUUCCAAUUGCUGGCGGUCCGUUCAAUUGGGUUGCUGUACUUGCUCCUGAUUACUGCCGCAAGUUUCUCUCUUAUCUCACGGGCUGGCUCAGCGUGCUGGCCUGGCAAUCUAUCGUUGCAAAUACUUGCUAUAUUUGUGGCACGCUGAUCCAAGGUUUGUUGGUCCUCAACUACCCCAGCUACCAUUUCCAGCGAUGGCACGGCACUUUGCUUUUUAUGGCCGUCUUGACGUUUGGACUCAUUGUCAAUACUUGGCUGGGUCGACUGCUGCCUCGAAUUGAAAGUCUAACGCUGCUGCUGUAUGUCAUGGGCUUUGUCGCUGUCUUGGUAACGCUAGUCUACCUGGCACCGCAUAAAAGCGCAGCCGAGGUUUUCACCACAUUCCAAAACUUAGGGGGAUGGAACUCUAUGGGCCUCUCCUUCUUCGUUGGUUUUAUUACAACCAUGGGUUCUUUUCUCGGUAUUGAUGGCGCAGAUCAUAUUGCCGAAGAGUGUCAGGAUGCUCAAAGGGUUGUCCCAAGAGCGAUGCUGUCGUCUAUUGGCAUCAAUGGUGCCAUGGGCUUCGGAAUCUUGCUCGCAGUUUUGUUCUGCAUGGGCGACCCCGAAGAAGCUGUUGUGUCUCCGACAGGAUUUCCGUUCAUUGAUAUUUUUGUUUAUGGCACUGGAAGCAUCUCCGGUGGAACAGGUUUGACCGCUAUUGUGCUCUCUAUCAAUAUCUUCUCGGUUACGGCCGUUCUUGCAACCGCGUCCCGAAUGCUCUGGGCCUUUUCCCGAGAAAAUGGCAUCCCAUUCUCGAAUAUAAUCGCUCGGGUCGACACCCGAACCCGCCUGCCACUCUACGCAAUCGGCGUCACUUGCGUUGUCAACGUAUGUCUCUCUUUAAUCAACAUCGGCUCCACCCAGGCGUUUCAGGCCUUUAUAUCACUUCUCAUCGCCAGUUACUAUUCGGCUUUCCUCAUCGCCGCCGGAGUCAUGCUUCGAAAGCGAUUGACUGGCGAGGAUAAGACUCUUCCAUGGGGUCCAUUUCGUUUAGGAAAGGCGGGUAUUCCAAUCACAGUGUUAGCUAUGCUGUAUACUAUCAUUGGGACCUUCUUUUCAUUCUGGCCAUUCACGCCGGAUGUAGAUGCGCAGAUCAUGAACUAUAGCAGCCUACUAUAUGGCGCGGCCAUGAUUUUCAGUGUGGCAUUCUAUUUUCUGCGCGCGAGGAAAACGUACACGGGUCCUGUGUAUGAGCUGAAUGAUUAG